AACAACGUUUAUGACAUGAUUUAUAAAAAUUUUUAAAAUAUACAAGUUUUCUUAUAUUUUCUUAAUAAAUUGAAGUGCAAGUGUAAUGUCAGUAACCUCUUUAUGCCUAGCCAAAUAGAAUAAUCAGAUAAUUGUGCAGAUAAAUAAUUCCUUUGUUUCAAAAGUUUUAAAAAAUACCUUCCUCUUAAAGAUAUCAUUUUAUUGAAAUAUAUUGUGAAUUGGUGUAAUUGAAAUCUAAUCAUCCAAGCCCAGCAACAACACAAAUCAACCAAUUUCACGGGAAAUUUGAAUCCACAAUUGUGCCAAUGGAUAGUAUUGUACGAUUUUCUCUCAAAGAUGGUGUCGAAAAAACAGCUCAAAACUUCGAAAAUUUCAAAGUUCUAAUAGAAAAGAUUGAUGGUUCAGUAGUGAAAGUACCAGAUGACCUGUCUUAUGUGGAUGUCAGUAUAGCAGAAGGAAAUUAUAAUAUAAUCAAAAAUACUUCCGAUACCCUUGGUUUCGAACCACUUCUCAACCAAAAACCAUCAGCAAAUGAGAGGAUUACAACGUAUUCCCCAUCAGCGGGAGACUAUGAAGGCAGUCUAAUUGAGGAUGCAGAAUCUGAAGAUGGCGCUGUCAGGAUCAAUAUCAUCGGCAUGACAUGUAUGUCAUGUGUACGGAAUAUAGAGGGAACCGUUGGUAUAAAACCUGGAAUAUAUAGUAUAAAAGUAAAUCUACAAGAAAAAUAUGGUUUAGUUCAUUAUGAUCCAAAGACUGUAUCUCCUCACCAAAUAUGUGAUUAUAUAGAAGAUAUGGGCUUCGAAGCCUCACUACCAUUGUUAUCACAAAAUACGGAAGAAAAGAGUACUUGUUAUAUUAGUAUAAAAGGAAUGACAUGUAAUUCAUGUGUACAAAGUAUAGAAGGUAUGUUAUCUACGAGGGACGGCAUUCAAAUGGUAAACGUAGAUUUAAAAAACAACGAAGGGCGCAUAGAGUUCUUACCGAGCAAGGUAUCCCCGGAAGAGAUAGCAGAACAGAUAGAAGACAUGGGAUUCGAAGCGUACGUGAAGUCUGUCAAUGGCAGAAAUGCGGCAAGUUCAGUCAAACUCACUUCUAAAUCCAAGUCUUCGGAAAAAAUCGACAAUCCCGGUGUUAUUGAUGAUAAGAAACUGGAAAAGUGCAACUUGCAAGUGAAAGGCAUGACAUGUGGGUCGUGUGUAGCUGCAAUAGAGAAACAUGUACUGAAAUUGCCAGGUGUUCAUAAAAUCCUGGUAUCACUCCUGGCAGCCAGAGCGGAAGUCCAAUUCGAUCCGUCUCUCACCAUUCCUUUCGACAUAGCCGCUUCCAUAACGGAUCUGGGCUUCCCCGCUUCGGUGUUGCAGCAAUCGGGGGCAGGAGAGGCGGAUACCGAUCUGGAAAUCAGCGGAAUGACGUGUUCCAGUUGUGUGCACAAGAUAGAAUCCAAUAUACUUAAACUUCCAGGAAUUAAAAGCGCACAGGUGGCACUGACCACUCGAAGGGGCCGUUUCAAGUACGACCCUGAAGUGACAGGUCCCAGAGACGUCAUCGAGGCCAUUAACAAGCUCGGCUUCGCUGCUCAGCUGUUCAGCAGAGAUGGCGGCGGUGCGGACUAUUUGCAGCAGAAGGAGGAAAUCCGGAAAUGGCGCCGGAGCUUUCUGUUCUCGCUGGCGUUCGGCGGGCCGUGCAUGGUCGCCAUGUUGUACUUCAUGGUGCAGAUGUCGGCGGGGAGUAUGUCGCACGAGGAUAUGUGCUGCAUCGUGCCGGGACUAUCGUUGGAGAACUUCAUCAUGUGGGCCCUCUCCACACCAGUGCUGGUGUUCGGUGGCCGCCAUUUCUUCGUGCAAGCGUACAAAGCCCUUCGACACGGCACCUCCAACAUGGACGUGCUCAUAGCGAUGGCGACGUCGAUAUCGUACGCGUACAGCGCAUGCGUCGUCAUAGCCGCGAUGGCGAUGCAACAGCACACCUCGCCGCAGACGUUCUUCGACACGCCCCCCAUGCUGCUGGUGUUCAUCAGCUUGGGAAGGUGGUUGGAGCAUGUGGCCAAAGGGAAGACGUCCGAAGCGCUCAGCAGGUUACUUUCUUUGAAGGCUACAGAUGCUGUGCUCAUUAGUUUGGGCAAAAAUAAUGAAAUACUCAGUGAACAACUAGUGAAUGUGGAUCUGGUUCAAAGAGGUGAUCUCUUGAAAGUGGUGCCAGGUGCGAAGGUACCGGUGGAUGGCAAAGUAAUACAGGGCCAGUCGAUGUGCGACGAGAGCCUGAUCACCGGCGAGAGCAUGCCGGUACCCAAAAAAAUCAGCAGCGCCGUGAUCGGCGGCAGCAUCAACCAGCACGGCCUGCUGAUAGUGGAAGCGACGCACACGGGCGAGGCGACCACCCUGUCGCAGAUCGUCAAGCUGGUGGAGGAGGCGCAGACGUCGAAGGCGCCCAUCCAGCAGCUGGCCGACAAGAUCGCCGGGUACUUCGUGCCGACGGUGGUGGGGUUGUCGGUGCUCACGUUGGUCGUCUGGUCGAUCGUAGGUGCGUUGGACAUAAACAACUUACCUAUCGGCGAGGCAGACAAGCAGGGCUUCAACAACACCGAGAUCAUCUUGCAGUUCGUUUUCAGGUGUGCGUUAAGCGUUCUAGCUGUCGCUUGUCCGUGUGCGCUGGGCUUAGCCACGCCGACAGCUGUCAUGGUGGGAACAGGUAUCGGAGCGGUGAACGGCAUCCUGAUAAAGGGCGCCGAACCCCUGGAGAACGCCCACAAAGUGAAGGCGAUCAUGUUCGAUAAAACGGGUACCAUCACGAAAGGCACCCUCGAAGUGGCCAAGAUCUGGAUGCGAGGCGACACUUUCGGCCCCGCCGUUCUGUUGGCGGUGCUCGGCUCCUCAGAGACCAAUUCCGAGCAUCCCAUAGCCGCCGCGAUCGUCAAGUUCGUGCGAGAGGCGUUGGGCACCGAGUUGAUUGCCAGUUCGUCGAAUUUUCAGGCGGUGCCUGGGUGUGGAAUGAAGUGCAGGGUGUCUAAUCUCACGGAGAUGUUGACUAGGUCCAGAGACAGCACCGAGCUAACAAACUUCGUCAACCUGGUAGACGCCGGCAGUUCGGGCUUGUUCACUGUCAAAGGGGUGCAAAUCGAGGUGAGCCAUUCGCAAAACACGAAGCUGGGCCAGCUGAUCGGCAUGAGUUCGUCGUCGGAGAACCAUUCUGGCGACUAUGACGUCGUGGUGGGCAACAGAGAGUGGAUGAGCAGGAACGGCUUCAUCGUGGCGUCGGAGAUCGACAGGAAUAUGGCGGCCGAGGAGGAGCAAGGGCGGUCGGCUGUGCUCUGCGCCAUCAAUGGUAGCAUUGUUAUGAUGUGCAGUGUCGCCGAUACUGUCAAACCUGAGGCGCAUCUGGCUGUGUACACCUUAAAGAAAAUGGGAUUGGAAGUCAUACUAUUGACGGGAGACAAUAGACAGACAGCUGCGAGCAUCGCCAGACAAGUAGGUAUCACGAAGAUUUACGCGGAAGUCCUGCCGUCGCACAAAGUCGCCAGAGUACAAAGGUUGCAGGCGAAAGGCAUAAAGGUGUGCAUGGUGGGAGACGGCGUCAACGAUUCGCCGGCUCUGGCGCAGGCCGACGUCGGCAUGGCGAUCGCCGCCGGUACGGACGUCGCCGUCGAGGCGGCGCACGUCGUCCUCAUGCGCAACGACCUGCUCGACGUCGUCGCCUGCUUGGAGCUGUCCCGCAAGACUGUCAAUAGGAUCAGGCUGAACUUCUUCUUCGCCAGCGUUUAUAAUCUGUUGGGCAUCCCUCUGGCGGCGGGCGCCUUCAGCAUGAUCGGCUUCAUGCUGGCCCCGUGGAUGGCCAGCGCCGCGAUGGCCUUGAGCUCAGUCUCGGUGGUGUGCUCCAGUCUGCUGCUCAAGCUGUGGCGCAAGCCGACGAAGAAAGACCUCGAGACGGCCGACUAUCUGGCCAGCAGAGACUCGGGCAGUCUGGACAAUAUUUCCAUCCAUCGGGGCUUGGACGAUGUCGAACAGAUCAACGGGAAUGCUUCGAAGUUGACGAGAUUCUUAGGAAAAAACAAAAGUGGUCGACAGCUACUGUUGACCAAUGAUGAAGAGGAGCCGACGAUAUCAUUUUGUAAAGGACAAGAAGUCCACCAACCUCUCAUGUAAUGACUACUUAAAAAUAUUUAUCUGUUUCAAUCCAGUUCCGAGAAUCUGACAUCACUGUUACGAAUUAUAUUUUUUAUAUAUACUAUGUUAUUUCUUAAGUAAUACAUGACAGAGUGCCAGAGUGGUAUAUAACCUCAUAAAUAAUUUUUCUGUACUGUACUUUUAACAAGAAAUGUUUCGUUUGAAAAAUAUAUUUUUACUAC
Phaedon cochleariae (mustard beetle) is the source of this 4342-nucleotide messenger RNA. The record is from the annotation of a GenBank genome assembly. NCBI's taxonomy places the organism in Eukaryota, Metazoa, Arthropoda, Insecta, Coleoptera, Chrysomelidae.